CACGCUGAUCGCCUCACAAAGUGACGCAGAGACCCAACACAAAGGGGAAAGGAAAACAAUAUGCGUGCCGGGUCCGUUACUAUCAAUGAAGCAGGUGAGUUGGUAGGGCACCCCCUCUGAGCGGCCACGGAACGUCGCGAAGAGUGUACAUAUAUGUUAGUACCACUCCGUUAGGGAGAACGUAUGCCCAACCUUAAGGACAACACACCAGAACAGGACAUAUAGCAGGUGCCGAGAGGGCGGCGGUCUCGAAGCUUCGUGUUGCCAGUGGCGGUGUGAAAACUUCAUCUGAAGGGCACAACCAUGUUUCUGGAGGUCAACGAGAACAAAAUGAGGGUGUCCAGCAACCAUCUGGGCGGACUUGCCCCUCAGCUGAAGCGGUACAGGAGCCAGCCCAGCAAGCCGCUAGACCUGACCCUGAAGCCGAGUGAGACCCUGCCCUCCCACAUCGCUACUCUGGAGUACUUCAACAGGAAGAACCUGCAUAGUGUGGAGACGGAGGUUCACAACCCGCUACCUUCACAGGACACUAUCAACGAAGAGACUGGGCUGAUCGAGUGGAACACCAAACCGUGGCACUACGGAGUCACCUUAGCUCACUUCUCUUACGCAGACGAACCAACUUCCGACGAUUCCCGUCUGCAGCCGUCAACAAAAAUCCAUGAAAAAUCGUCAGAAACUGAUCAGACAACUCCAUCUGCGGAUGGCACAGCUUUACAAACUAAGACUGUAGAAGAGGAUGGAGACACACCGCACUCUGAAGGGAGAAGCAAAGAAGAAAUUGUUGCAUCGGCCACAAAAAGAUCCUUCGGUAUGGCCGUACGGGACGUUAAGUUUGCCACGACGCCCAAACUUAUCUGCAAGGUGCUUCAGGCCAACCAGGUCAUGUUCUUUCAGGACGAAUUCGCAGAAGCCGCCAUGGAAAUGGAGAGAAAGGCACAAUACGAUUAGCAUAGGUAGGGAACGAGACUUUUAAAAUGGUGAUAG
Messenger RNA from Branchiostoma floridae (Florida lancelet), 987 nucleotides. RefSeq lists its product as uncharacterized. The record is from RefSeq and is a predicted model, not a curated record. The transcript is spliced from 4 exons. The coding region runs from base 304 to 951 and encodes 215 amino acids. Lineage: Eukaryota; Metazoa; Chordata; Leptocardii; Amphioxiformes; Branchiostomatidae. Gene Ontology annotation, biological process: actin filament organization. Gene Ontology annotation, molecular function: actin monomer binding.